AUGCAGUUAGAAGGGAAACAGCGGAAGAAGCAGCAGCAACAACAGCAGCAGCACCAGCAGCAACAGCAGCAGCAGCAACAGCAGCAGCAGCAACAGCAGCAGCAGCAACAGCCCCACCAACUGCAGCAACUGCAGCACAACCGCCAGCAGCAGCAGAAAUUGCACCGAAACCAACAGCAGCAGCAACAGUACCACCGACAGCAGCAGCAACAGCAGCAGCAACAGAAGCAACAGCAGCAGCAGCAGCAACAGCAACAGCAGCAGCAGCAGCAGACUACGUACAGUCCAUGGGGGGGAGAAGCCGUCGGGGGUUUCUCCUGCAGCUGCCAGCGCACGUCGACCUGA
Eimeria mitis is the source of this 345-nucleotide messenger RNA. RefSeq lists its product as uncharacterized. The transcript is spliced from 2 exons. The record is from RefSeq and is a predicted model, not a curated record. The coding region runs from base 1 to 345 and encodes 114 amino acids. Lineage: Eukaryota; Apicomplexa; Conoidasida; Eucoccidiorida; Eimeriidae.